GGAGGGGGCCGGAAACUGAUCAGCAGUCAUUGACCAGAUUUGGCAUUUCAAGCUGUUUUUCUCUCAAACAGCAGUUUUCGUGGAACAAAGAAAAAUGCUCAGCUUUGGAUGAUGGGCAAGGCAAAAGGUCUCCAUUUGUGUACACUUGGAGUGUUGAUUUUCCGGUUGUCGAAGAGGGCAUUCCGCGGAAAACCAAGCCCCGAGAGAGUCUAGUAAUGAAGGAUGCUGAAAAAUAUAUAUUUCCCCAUUCCUUUUCUUUUCUUCUGUGCACUUGCUAUACCCGGACUCUUGAUUUGGAAGAUGUAGCUUAAAGAGAGAUUUUUGUUGGUGGAGAAAGCAAGUUUCUCCAUACAACUCUGUGGUAGCCAUUCGAAGUGUGCUUCUGGCCUCGUGGCAGCCAUUCGAAGUGUGCCAGCACUUCUGCCUCAGGGUUACUUUAUGUUUUUGAAAGAGAAAGGGCAGUUCUUGACAUGCGUGGUCAGUGAGUGGCCCACGUUGCCAGCAUCCACAAGAGCUGUUUGCCUGCUCUUCUGGGUGUGGCAGAGGCCUUUUCUUCAUGUUCUCUUGGUGUAGAAACAUCUUGUCCGUUCCCUCAGGGUACACAGCAGACAGUUUGUGGCAUGCGGUCACCCGCACAGAAGAAUGUGCGCUGGCUUUCUGCUUCUUUUGUCCUGCCGCUCCUAAGCCAGGUUCAAACGUCACAGCAAACCCUGGCGUGGCCAUACGGAAGUCUUGCUCUUCCUCUCUUUGUGGACGUUAAUUGUGUCUAUUUUUAAGCAUGCCAUAGUCUGCUAUUACAUCUAAAGAAGCAAUGUGUAGGUUCUGCUUGCCCUAAAAACCAAUUUUCUCCUGGGCUAGAGUCCUGGCUAGGUUAGAUUAAGUGGAAAAUCUGAUUUUAUGAAGGUAUGCGAAGGUGCCAAUUGUGUCUUACCUCAUUUCGUAGUGAGUUUCUGGACCUCAUCUGUACACAAAGGGUUAGGAUCAUGCUGCUUUUCCUACACUGUUCACCGUAAUUUUAUUUGUAUUAAAUUUCAGAGCUGUUGAAUAUACUUUGCAGAGUACCUUAGCUCACUUUGUUCCUUUACUUUGUUGAUACCCGAUUUUUUCUCAGCAGUAGAGACCCAAAGCGGCUUACAUAAUUCUCCUCACCUGUUUUACCCCCACAGCAACCCUGCAAGGUAGGCUAGGUGGAGGUUGAUCUCCUGUGGCCACAUGGGGAUUUGAACCUGGGUUUCCCAGAUCUUGUCCCUCCAGUGUGGUGCCUGUGAGCGCCCACCAAAACUUUCUGACAUCCCCCAAGUCCUUUUUUAAAAUGGGCGAGACCAAUGGACUUUCCCCCAGCAAGGCUUCUGAUUGACAAGUGGAGAUAUCACUGGGUUUGCAAAUUUUAGAAAAUGUACCUUCGGCAUCAACUGCUAGUAUGGUACAAGGAUCUUUGCUGUGUGACUGAAGGCAAUCCGCAGCAGUCGUUUUGUGGGAACACCCACCAAUUGUAUCAGCAUCCCAAAGGUGCCCGCAGGCCCUAAAGGUUGGACACAAAGCUGCUGGAAAGCCUCAGGGCUUCUCUGAUCUGCAGCACAGUCCGUUCUGAAGAGGGGAAACAGAUGCACAGUUGAGAAACUGAUCCAAAGGGGAAAAAGACAUCUGGCAAGGAGCCUAGCCCUGCCCACUUUGAGUGGAAGCCCGGCCAGUCGUGCUUUGCAAAGGGGCAGCCCUGUAAGCGGCAAGACACAGCAAGAAAAUCCAGCCGCCCCUGACGGAUUCCCAACAUCUGGCCUCUGCUGCGUCUCCGGCAGACCUGGAUGCGGAGCUCUGCCUGCUUGGGAGAGGAGGGAGAGACUCAGUAGCUGGCAGCUGUCCAGGAAGUGAGAAGGACCACCUGGCAGGGAUCUGGCAGCAGCGCAAGAGUGAUGUGACUCCAUCAUGGCUGAAUACCACAUCCGCACUUUCGAGGACAGCGACUACGAGGCAGUGCGCGCCAUCUUCUCCGACGGCAUCCAAGAGCACGCUCCGGCAGGCUGUUGGCAUGUACUCCGGUGCCCUCAGACCCACCUGCUACUGCUGGCCGUCUUCCUCGGGGCUUACGGGGUGUCAGCUUCUUUCCUCUUCGCCUGGGCAGUGGUGGCAGCCCUUUUGGUAAUGGGGUGGGUGCGCAUGAAGGGCCUCUGGAAGGAAUAUGUCCAAGCUGCACUCGUCACCGAUAUGCUGGACAUCCGGAAAACCUACCUGGAACCCAAAGACUGUUGCCUUUGGGUGGCGACGUCUGGAGAGAUAGUGGUAGGGAUGGUGGCCGCUGUUCAUCCAGAAGACCCGUCACAGUGGGACAAGGCGCUGGAGUUGAAGCGCAUGUCGGUGGCCAAGGGACACAGGGGCCGUGGGCUCUCCAAGGCGCUGACCAGGACCGUCAUCUGCUUCGCCCAGGAGCGGGGGUACAAGGCGGUCAUCCUGGGGACUUCCAUGGUGCAGCACGCGGCUCAGCGAGUCUACGAGGGAAUGGGCUUCCGCAGAGUCAGAGUGUUCAGCCCCUCUCUCUUGGCGAAGCUGCUGCAGUUCUACGUUUACCUCUACCGCUACGAGAUUGCUGGAUCGCGAUGAUGGCUUUCUCCAGAAAGGGCUGCCUGGAAUCUAGAGCUCCCAGGGUCAGACCCCAGCAUCUCAUAGAAUCGGAGAGUUGGAUUUGACUGUCUAGUCCCGUGGUGGUGAACCUUUGGCACUCCAGAUGUUAUGGACUACAAUUCCCAUCAGCCCCUGCCAGCAUGGCC
Sphaerodactylus townsendi is the source of this 2762-nucleotide messenger RNA. Its product is annotated as probable N-acetyltransferase camello. Gene Ontology annotation, molecular function: N-acetyltransferase activity. NCBI's taxonomy places the organism in Eukaryota, Metazoa, Chordata, Lepidosauria, Squamata, Sphaerodactylidae. The coding region runs from base 1924 to 2595 and encodes 223 amino acids. The transcript has 3 exons. The record is from RefSeq and is a predicted model, not a curated record.